Messenger RNA from Brugia pahangi, 2703 nucleotides. NCBI's taxonomy places the organism in Eukaryota, Metazoa, Nematoda, Chromadorea, Rhabditida, Onchocercidae. The record is from the annotation of a GenBank genome assembly.
AUGGACGAUUCAGAUUUUGUAGAGAAAUCGCUUAAGCCAACCAGAGAACUAAAAGAUAAGUCAAAAAGCGAAAUUAUUUCAAAUUCAAUAAUUAGAAGUGAUUAUCUGCUACCGGGCGGUGAUAAAGACAAGUGCUUCGUGUGCAAUAAGGAAUUAAAAAAUUUGGAUGAAUUGCGCAAAUCGUUACAUAUCAAUCAUUGCUUGGAUCAGCAAGAAGCAUGCAACAAAUAUGAAAUAGAAAAGGAAGAGUGGAAGAAAGUAGUGGAUUGUCCUAUAUGCGGUGAACCUUUACAGCCAGGACCAUUUCGUGCAUCACACGCUAAACGUUGUGGUAAAAAGCAUCACGUGAAUCCUAACAGUCUAUUGUUACUGCUAGAUACACAGAAUAAAGUUGCGGAAGCGAAAAAACAAAAUGGUAUUCCACACACAAAGCUGAAGAAGCCGAAACUAGAAAUAAAAAAGCGUCCUACUCGAUUAAGUGAGGAACCACACUCAGUAUUUGACGAGCAGAUGAAACUGGUGACAGCACUUUCUAAAAGCAUGUGCUCGAGUGGAAGCGAACUAUAUACUAAAACGCAUGUGAUACCACAGGAUCUAUCUAAAAUGAAGUCCGAAAAGCAACGACCUCGAUCAUUUUCGUUUGUGGAGCUUGAACCACGUGUAUGCAAGUGUGAAGUGAUUGAAAGAAUACAGGAGAAUUUUCUUAGAAUUUUCCAAACUCGAGAUGAAGAUAUACGCAUAAUGUUGAAAAAAAAUAUUCAAAAUACGGAAAAAGUUUUGAAAAAUGCAGGGGUAUGCGUGCGUAAGUUUAAUAGCCUGAAACAACUGGCAGAUGAUUUAGCUACCUUUAAUGAAAGCAACAGUGAUGUCAUUAUUCUUUCACGUGAAAACGAAACUUUUUUGGCUUGCCGAUUUAUUAUAGCUGCUCGAGCACCAACACUUUUACAGGUCCCUAUAUCAGACGACAGUCAUAGUGAAUGUGAAAGCGAAGAUUGGAAUUCAUAUGCUUUGAUUAAGUUUCCAUACAUUUUUAUAAGUUCACUAAAAAUUUUCCAGCACUUGAAUUCGGAUGGUUCUUUGAAGUUGAAAGAAUAUUCAGGAGCAGCAAUUAGGUCGUAUAUGACUUUUUUAACUUCGGCUUCAGUAAUUUGGACUGAAAAUGAGCGCGAAGAAGUAUAUUCUAUGGCUGUAAAAUAUGGACCGAAGGGUUUAGCAGCACUUUGUAGAUCUGCAAAAUUGAGAGCAAGCUCCAAUGAAGAAACUGUGAAUAUGAAUUGUGAUAACUUGGAAGAAGCUUCAAACAAGGAAAAAAAUGACGAAAUCAAGGGAAGACAGGAUUAUUCAGAUGCAAAACGUAAAAUCUAUGAUGGCGGGAUGGAAGAAGCGAAGGAUGCAGAUUUGGUUGAUCCAUCAAUUAUCUUUGUUGAAGAAGUUGAGCGGGGCUCAGAAAAUUUGGUUAAACCAUCAUCAUCAGAAUUCCUAAAUAGCAACGGUAAUAAAUUCAUUAUUGGAAGUUCUGACUUACUUGGUUACUCGGUAUUUGAUUGUAAGAAGUCAUCGAUGAACGAGAAAUCUGGAUUUUCAGAGAAGGGAAUUGUUGAAUCUUCUAAACCAAAUAAUUCUUUAUUGGGAAAUACAGUUGACAGUGAUGCUCUUCUUCCUUCCUCUUCUCUUACUCCUUAUGCUUCAAUGAAUCUAGAUGCCAUGAGUCAUUUGAAUGAUUCCAUCGAAAGCUUGUUAAAGAAAUCACCAAUCGAACCACCGUCAAUACUCGAUGAAGAAUUUCCAUCUUCAGUUACUUGUUCGGGGCAGAUAGUAAUCGACAAUUUGUCAGAUAAUUUAUCAUCGGAAAAGCUCCUUAUCUUACCUUAUUCUGCUCCUAAAUCUGAAAAAACGCAGAAAUCUUUGAUAAAAACGGAAAGUAAGCCAGAGUUUUCAUUUAUUCCAAAAAAGUCCUCUCCCUUAUCGUCAUCAUUAUCACUACUCGAUCGAUCUUCCGUUUCUCAGAAAAAUGUUUCUUCAUCACCCGAAAAGAAAAGAAUACGAGUAGAAAAAACUCCAGUACCAAAAGCUUCAAUAAGUCGUCUCAUACGGCGCUUAAAAGAGCAAGAUUCGGACGUAAAGAUUCUGAAAACAGAAAAUAUUACUCCAAUACCAGUCUAUGAUUCGAUGGAUGAUAAGGAGUUAAAGGCAGAAUUGGCAAAAUAUGGCAUAAGGCCAAUGGGUAAAAAACGAGCUGUUGCGCUCCUUAAGAAAAUUUAUGAAGAAACACAUCCAGUGUUAGAGAGCACACCAUUGUCAAGGAAAAGCAAAAUAUUAUUAAAUAGCGAUAAAGUAGAAUCUUCUAGUGAUGAAGAUUGCGAUGUAGACAAGACACUGAACACAAGUCUGGAUGAAUGUGACAUCAUGGAGGAAUCUUGUAUGAAUGAUGAACAGUCUGCAGUUCUCCCCAAAGAUUUGGAAGGUAUGCAGAGCGUUCUGCUUAACUGGCUACGCAAAGAAGAAAAUUCAAGCUUAUAUAACCAUUUACUUAGCCUAAACGUGAUUUCUUUUGAAGAAUUUGCGAACCGUUUAUCUCAUGCUGAUUCGACUGUGUCACAGAUUCCGAAGAAGGCACUUUUAGAAAUACUAGAUCGUUUGCAUGUUACUUUUCGGUUACCAAUGGAUGGAUGGGAUCGGAAAAGGAGGCCGGUUAAACAAUAA